AUGUAUUUAAUGAAGGAUGUUAUUUCAAGAUAAUAAUAAACUUUCAAAAAUAUUAUUAAAGAAAAGAAGUUAAAAGCAAAACAGACUAUAUACUAAUAAAUGAAAUAUUUUUUGCCAAUCUCAGUAUAUAUGAGACAGGCUACUCAGAUCAACUUAUUUUAAUGGCAAAAAUCCAACUAAAGAAGUCACAUUUAUCAGCUAAACAAUGUCAGUAAUAUCCAAUUAAAUAAAAUAUAUACUACUUAAACUCUCUCUAUUGAGUUAAAUAAAUCGUUUAAAUAGUAUAAUAUUCAGAGAUAUAAAAGAAAACUAACUAAAUUCAAUGAUUUUUAAGAAGAGCAUAAAAACUAAAAAGCAUUAAUUACAGUUAUAACCAACCAAUAAAUCGCGCUCUAUAUAAUAUUGAAAGUUAAUAAGAAAUAAUUAAUCAGAAGAAGCAUUCAAAUCAAUCAAUAAACUCCUAAUUUCGAAUCCUUUCAAAAGAGAUGGUGGCAUCAUGCACUGUUUCAUAAAUGGUGA
Molecule: messenger RNA, 519 nt
Organism: Paramecium tetraurelia
Lineage: Eukaryota; Ciliophora; Oligohymenophorea; Peniculida; Parameciidae
Exons: 1
Source: RefSeq, a predicted model, not a curated record